UUUCCUUUUAUCUUUACAGUAAGGCAGAAGAGAAUGAAAGAAGUAGAUAAUCUUGAAAGUAUAAAAGAAUGGGUUUGUGAAGCAGGAUCUGACAACCAACCUCUUAGUGAUAAUCGACAAUCAACUUGUGAGUAUUUUGUCGACAGUCUUUUUGAGGAAGCCCAGAAGGUUGGUGCCAGAUGCUUGUCUCCCACUGAACAGAAGAAACAGGUAGAUAUAAAUAUAAAAUUAUGGAAAAAUGGAUUCACGGUCAAUGAUGAUUUCAGAAGUUACUCAGACGGUGCAAGUCAGCAGUUUCUGAACUCCAUCAAAAAGGGGGAAUUGCCUCUGGAAUUACAGGGAACAUUUGAAAAGGAGGAGGUGGAUGUUAAAGUUGAAGAUAAGAAACAUGAAGUGUGUGUGGCAACGAAGCCUGUGUUCCAGCCCUUCUCAGGACAGGGUCACCGACUGGGAAGUGCCACACCAAAAAUUAUUUCUAAAACAAAAAGUAUUGAAGUUGAGAAGAAAAAUAAUUUGCCUACUGUCCCACUAAACAACCUGGAACCCAUCACUAAUAUACAGAUCUGGUUAGCCAGUGGGAAAAGGAUCAUUCAGAAAUUUAACAUGUCUCAUAGGAUAAGCCACAUCAAAGACUUCAUUGAAAAGCACCAAGGAUCUCAGAGAAGUCCUCCCUUUUCCCUGGCCACGGCUCUCCCGUACCUCAGGCUGCUAGAUGAAGCUCUCACGCUGGAAGAAGCAGACUUACAGAACGCCGUCAUCAUCCAGAGGCUCCACAGAACCAUGGAGCCUUUUAGAGGACUUUCCUAACAUCGACCUUUGACACACUAAGUGGAAAGUUUGCAGAGAAGUGAUGGUUCGUAAGUGAACAUGCAAACCGAAAUGGGGGGAAGUCAGGUUUGCUGAACUUUUGGUUUGAGACCUAUCUAACUCCCUCCAGAUGGGAAGACAAGUAAGUACAAGUUAGGAGAGGAAGCUACGACGAAACUGUAUUCAGUGCACUGUCUCCCAAAGGCUACUCAGAAAAAUAUACUUCUUUUCAAAUACCAGUGAUUCAACAUAAGACAGACUAAAGGACUAUAUCAUUUAGUAUCUUAAUGUGGUAUAAAUUAGCAAACAUGUUCACAGCGUCACUCCUUUAAACAUCAUUCCAAACAGCAGUGAUUUACUCAAAUGUUAGCUUGGCUCAGAGUUUUUAAAUAGCAAUACAUUAAAAGUUACACAUGGCAGGUUAAAA
This is a messenger RNA of Myotis davidii, 1234 nucleotides long. It is a transcript of the gene UBXN2A, whose product is annotated as UBX domain protein 2A. The coding region runs from base 34 to 807 and encodes 257 amino acids. The record is from RefSeq and is a predicted model, not a curated record. Gene Ontology annotation, molecular function: ubiquitin binding. The transcript is spliced from 6 exons. Lineage: Eukaryota; Metazoa; Chordata; Mammalia; Chiroptera; Vespertilionidae. Gene Ontology annotation, biological process: membrane fusion; proteasome-mediated ubiquitin-dependent protein catabolic process; autophagosome assembly. Gene Ontology annotation, cellular component: nucleus; cytosol.